Molecule: messenger RNA, 1290 nt
Organism: Glossina fuscipes
Lineage: Eukaryota; Metazoa; Arthropoda; Insecta; Diptera; Glossinidae
Product: trans-1,2-dihydrobenzene-1,2-diol dehydrogenase
Exons: 4
Coding region: 149-1159 (336 amino acids)
Molecular function (GO): nucleotide binding
Source: RefSeq, a predicted model, not a curated record
CAUGUUAAUAAAAAAAAAAUCUUGUUGCUUCCAUAUUUGCAUUUGUUGUUGCAAUAGUAAUAGCCGGCAAACGAAAUUAUAUUAACGGAGCAGAUAUAUAUAUUUUAUUUAAAAGAUAUUUUAGAUAACUAAAAUAAACUAAAAUAAUAUGACGAUUGCUUUACGUUGGGGAAUUGUAACAGCUGGUAAAAUAAGUCACGAUUUUUGCGUUGCUUUAAGCACCUUACCAUUUGAUGAGCAUCAAAUCGUAGCUGUAGCAGCUCGUGACAAGCAAAGAGCUGAAGAAUUUGCCAGGAAGCAUGAAAUACCAAAUGCUUUUGGCAGCUAUUCCGAGCUAGCUGAAUGCGGUGAUAUCGAUAUUGCGUAUGUGGCCGCAUUAAAUCCUCAACAUUUUGAGAUAUGCAUGUUGAUGUUAAAAAACGGAAAACAUGUUUUAUGCGAGAAACCAUUGUGUAUGAAUCACAAGCAGGCUAAGAAAUUAAUACAAUAUGCCGAAAUGAAGAAACUUUUCCUUAUGGAAGCUAUAUGGUCGAGGUUUUUCCCGGCAUAUCAAUAUUUGCGAAAGCAAAUACACACUGGAGUUUUAGGGGAAAUCAAAGAAGUGAGCGCUACUUUCUGUGUCGAUCUAAAGCAUGUGGAACGUUUACAGAAGAACAGUUUAGGUGGUGGUACUUGCUUGGAUUUAGGCAUCUAUACUAUCCAAUGCGCGCAAUGGGCAUUUCAGGAGCCGCCGCAAAAAAUCAUUGCCAAAGGUACUUUAAAUGCUGAUGGUGUGGAUGUGGAAGCGAUAGCAGAGUUACGCUAUUCGGGCAAUCGGAAGGCUACCUGUCAUUUCAGUGGCGAACGACUUUUAGACAAUAAAGCUGUUAUCAAAGGAACAAAAGGGGAAAUAACUUUUUUGCAAUUUUGGAGCCCUACUAAGAUCAUUGACAUCGAUGGUAAAGAGAAAGAAUGGGUUUUGCCAAAAGGAAAGUACCCUACAAAUUUUCCAAACUCCGAAGGAUUGCGUUAUGAAGCCGCGGAGGCUCGUCAAUGCAUUUUGGAGGGAAAAUUGCAAAGCGAACAUGUCAGUCAUAACGAUAGUUUACUGUUCGCUCAAAUCGAAGACGAAAUUAGAGCUCAACUUGGUGUGAUUUAUAAAGAGGACAAGGAGCAAUAAUUGCAAGAUAAUUGUAGUUAAAGAAGUAUUAUAGUAUUGUAACAUUGCGCAUCUGCAAUAAAGUCGAAACGUUACUCUUCUUUUCUAAUGAAUAAAAAAUGUAUGAUUUGAAAAGUCAUAUUCAAUUAUCA